CAUGAGCUUCGACGGUGGCGCCACUGAGGGACAGGGGGCCUUGUCUGUGGUCAUAGGGUGUGUUGUUUUGUGGGUGUCAGAAUGUCAAAAUGAGGGGACAGUUUUGUGUUAUUUUGGGGUGUCGAUAGGAAUUGAUUGAAAAAAUCGUGAAGUGGGGAAUUUGGAUAUUUGGAGGUGAAGGCUAAAUUCUGGGAGGAUUUUCGAUUAAAUCAGAAUCUUCAUGGUUUGCUAGAGGUUUCCUCUAAUCGUUCAUCGACUUCAUGAGCUGAGAGCUGUUGUGUUUGUGAUGGACAUGUCAAAGUGAGUGGAUACAGUUUGGAGUCCUUUGAGACGUGGAUCAGAAUUCACUCAGCUUCCCCAAGAUGCAGAUGACAAGGAGUGACACUUCCGAGCGUCGUUUUGAGAUAGAAUGUAAGCUGGAGGGUGAAAUAGCGGCUAUAGAAACCCUCCGGGAAGCCGAGGACCGGAGUAAAAAGCUCACCAAUGGCAUGGUAGCGAUACUCGGCUCCCUGGAGCAACGCCUAACGACCCUUCGGCGAACGAUUCUCCCAGUGUACAAUGAGACCGGAAAUCUCCAGUCUCAACAGCAUAACAUAGAGCGGACCCUGAACGCCCUGGAUCAUGCGAUUGGCUACUAUGGGGUAUGUCAGGAGGUCGAGGGGGCAGUCAGAAGUGGCCCGAGUGGAGCAGGCGGUCUAGACGGCUUCCUGGAGGCUAUGAACCGCCUCUACAACGCGGAGAGAUACUUCCAAAAGAACAAUCCAUCGUCGGUGGAGUUGGAAAAUAUCUCGACGUUAUUCAAUGUCGGAUUGGACUCUUUGUGCUCGGAAUUCCGUGACAUCCUGACGAGGCAGAGCAAGCCCAUUCUCCCGAUAAUUCUACUCGAUUUAAUCGGCUCGGACGAAGAUACGAGUGGUGAGGACGCCCCUCCGUCCCUCAAUCAACUUCCUGAGAGUGCUCUGGGGGACCUAGUGAAGAUUGCAACGUGGUUAGAUGAGAGGGGUCAUCGGAGGCACGCGAAGAUUUACUCCUCGGUGAGAUCGGCAAUCGUCCUACGAUCCCUGGAACUGCUGAAAGAACAUCAGAGAUCGGCCUCGGGAGGGAGCACACACGCGGGGAGCCCUAUGCCCAGAUCUAAGUUUGCUCAUCGCCACUCCAUUGCAUCUGGAGCUGAAGCCUCCAGCAGGAGAACUUCUAAGCGUCUUCAGCACGCGAUCGAGAAAAAAGCCAGCAAGAUGCUGAUGAGGGCAUCGCAGUCCACUGGGAUUGGUCUGGCAUUUCCCUCAUCCAGGAAGCCAUUGCCCUCGUUACCCUCAAGUUGUGCUCCUGAAGACGCUGCUCCCGAUGAACAGGAGAUGGAGAACUACCUGUUGCUGACUGCGGGACUGCACAGGCUUAUGCAGGCCGAGAGGAGCCUCGUUGCGAGGAUUAUUUCGAGUUUGCUGCAGCCCCAGGUCCUGGAGGCCACAGUCAGGGAUGCCAUGGACCUCGUCGCACACGAUGGGGAGAGUAUUGCUACCAGGGCCAAGAGGUGCAUCACUAGACGAGAUUUCUCAGCAGUUCUUGUAGUUUUUCCCAUUUUGAAGCAUCUGGGAGAGCUCAAGCCAGAUUUAGAGAGGACUGUCGAGGGCUGCGAUUAUGCCUUGAGGUCGAAAUUUGCAUCGGUUUUGAAUACUUUGAAUACGACAGGAGCAAAGGCCUUGGAAGAUUUUGCAGAGAGUGUUAGAAAUGAAUCUGGAGCUGCACUACCAAAGGAUGGAACAGUAGCUGAGUCCACGAGUAAUGUACUUGUGUUUCUCGAGCAGUUAUCGGAAAAUGCUGAAACAGCGGGAAUUGUCUUACGGAGAAAUAAUGAAGUUGAAUCCAUAUCAACGUCUAGCGCUAAACAGACAGAGAAUACCCACAGAGUUCUUCUUGGUGUCUACAUCAAGAAAGUUCUCGCACAACUGAAUCUCGCUCUUGUCAGUAAGAGCGACACAUCGUACUCAGACCCAGCAUUACGAGCUUUAUUCAAAUUAAAUAAUCAUAAUUAUGUUGUGGAGAAACUCCGCAACAGUACUCUGUUGGAACUGCUACUGUUGGCGGAAUCCACUGCUGCACAAACUUACCAGGAUCUUCUCGUCAAAGACAAGACUAAUUAUGUUUCAGCGACAUUUGGUAAAGCAAAGACAUAUCUCGAACAUUCUGCUGAUGAACCUGAGCUCGCUGUGAAGUCUCUGAAGGAGCGUUUUUCCGGAUUUUCCCGAGAGUUCGAGGAGUCGGCGAAGAAUCAACGAACCUACUCGGUACCUGAUGCACGUCUUCGUGAGACACUUCGUCGAGAGUUGCAGCAGUCCCUCGUUCCCCAGUACUCCAUAUUUUACAACAAAUACAGAAAUACUUCGUUCUCAAAGAAUCCGGCGAAAUACAUAAAAUAUACACCGGAACAAGUGACGUCGUUGAUAAAAACGUUUUUUGAUACAGCGGCCUGAGGCCUGUUAUCAUGGGAGAAGGGAUAUAAGUCACAUUAUUUUAGUAAACACCCAUUUAAUAAAGCAAAUUUAGUUACAAUAUCUAUAAUAAUUCCAUGCUUUCAAUGGCUCGAGUUUAACCCCAGUUGUUACCGUGCUCAUUGAAACUGUUCCCAUUAAAAUUGAUUAUUUUCAAA
Messenger RNA from Diachasmimorpha longicaudata, 2647 nucleotides. RefSeq names its product Exocyst 70 (gene Exo70). The transcript is spliced from 7 exons. The coding region runs from base 363 to 2471 and encodes 702 amino acids. Gene Ontology annotation, molecular function: phosphatidylinositol-4,5-bisphosphate binding. Lineage: Eukaryota; Metazoa; Arthropoda; Insecta; Hymenoptera; Braconidae. Gene Ontology annotation, cellular component: exocyst. The record is from RefSeq and is a predicted model, not a curated record. Gene Ontology annotation, biological process: exocytosis.